Molecule: messenger RNA, 5464 nt
Organism: Dromiciops gliroides (monito del monte)
Lineage: Eukaryota; Metazoa; Chordata; Mammalia; Microbiotheria; Microbiotheriidae
Product: KIAA0408 ortholog
Exons: 5
Coding region: 4-2088 (694 amino acids)
Source: RefSeq, a predicted model, not a curated record
GCCAUGGAUCUCCAUAAGCAAUGGGAGACUACGGAGACAAACUGGAUUAAGGAAAAGAUGGAAUUACUGGACCAAUUUGACAAUGAAAGGAAGGAAUGGGAAAGCCAAUGGAAAGUUAUGCAGAAGAAAAUAGAAGAGCUUUGCCAAGAAGUAAAGCUCAGGAGAGAGAACAAGAAGAAUGGCUGCUCCAAAACUACUGAACAUGAUACCAAUGUCAAAAGUAAAAUAGCGCCAUUUUCACCACAUUCCCCAAAUUCAGGACAACAUGACACUGCAGCUCUGAGAGUUGGACUCUGUCCUGUAAGUCUAAAUACAGACACUAUCAAAGGAGGCAGCUUCCUUGAGGAAAAAAAUCAAAUGAGCAAGGAACAAACAACAAUGAGGAAAUCCAAAGCAGUGUUCAUGAACCCUCUGGCCACAAAAAACCAAAAGAAAUGUGAGGGUGGGUCUGGCUUGAAUAUUUCUGAGGAAGAAAGAAAGAGCUGUACUAAUGCCCUCAAUACAGCUCUUGAGGAACUUGCCAAAGUUAGUGAGGAAUUAUGCAACUUUCAAGAGGAAAUCCGAAAGCGAUCUAACCACAGAAGGAUGAAGUCAACUCCCUUACUCCAGGAAACAAUAAACACAGUUAAUCCUGAUGUGAAUCAAGUGAUCAGCAAUGGCCCUGCAAUUACUUUAAUCAAUUUAGAUAUGGACAAACAGAUGAAUAAAAAGAAAUUAAUCCAUUUUAAUGAUAUGCCCCAUAACAUCCCUGUUGAGAACAGUGUACCAGAUACACUUUCUUUGCAAAGAAAUGAAACUCCACCAGUCCCUCCUCCAAGAAGCACUUCUCGAAACUUGCCAAGCUCAUAUUCUGAAGAUCACCCAGUCUUUGAUGGUCCAAAGGAAAUUUUAGACAACAGGUGGGAGACGCAAGACUACAGGGGUCAAAGGAAUUGUAGUAAUGACUUCCUUGUAAGGCAUCGUGAAGCAUCUGUGUCCUGCCCACAUAAACAGAACACUUUGAAAGAUCAAGUUACUCUUGCCGCUUCAGUGCAAAUAGCCAAAAUAGACAGUGAAACUCAAUGUAAUAAGGACUUGGAGACUAAUAUAUGGUCGCAUGAUAUAAACAAGCUUGGAACAGGUACGAAGAGUGUGCCCUCAACAUUGUGGCUUCCAAAAACUAACUCCAAUAAUCUUCCAUAUGAGAAGUUGAUCCAAAGACACCAGGCUACAUCUGAUUCUGCUGUUCAUGUAAGAGAUGACCUGAAUUGUUCUUUGAAACCUAACAGUGAUUCAUUUACAGGAGUUGGUUGCAACUUUGAAAAGAUUUCAAAGAAUGAAAAAUUGGCAGCAAAGACAGAUGAAUUUAACAGAACUGUAUUUCGAACAGACAGAUGUUGUAGUUCAGCACAGCAUAUUCAGAGUCUCUUAAAUUCAUCCAAAGACUCCAAGCAUUGUGCAAUUCAUGCAAAAGAAAAUGACAACCUGUGUUGCAUUCAGAACAACAGCUUCUCAGUGCCUAAAGAGAGAAUGCAAAACAGUUUUACCAAAAACGUCACGGGAGGGCAAGUUAAGCAAGCACAGGAGCAUGCUAAUGCUAGCAAUUACCAUCACAUGCUUCAUGAACAUAACUGGAGACCAAGUAAUUUAUUAGGUCGUCCACGAUCAGCUGAUCCCAAGUCAAACUACGGAGUAGUAGAAAAGCUGCUGAAAAACUAUGAGAAAUCAACAGGGUCUUUGUCACCAAACUCAAAAUGCUGCCAGGAUCAAUGGAACAAAUGGGAUUGUAAUGUCAUCGAGAAUAACAAGGACACCCUUAAUCAGUGUUUAGAACUGUUUCAACCAGAACAAGAAAAGCAAGAGCUUCAGAUGGAGUCAGCCAUGUCUAUGGAGCAGCAAAGCAAGCAAGGAAUAGAGAGGAAAAAGUUAACAGAGGAGUCUGUGGCAAUGAAAUCAUCCGAUGGGAAAAGGUUUUCUCGGCCUGCUCGGCCAGCAAAUCGACGCCCACCUUCUCGAUGGGCACCUAGAUCCCCAUCUGCGCCCCCAGCCUUGAAGAAGACUGUGUACAGCUAUUCUUUUUCACUGCAAUCAGAGACCACAGUUGUCUAAGUCUCCCUAAAACAGGAUGGGUAGAUGCUGCGGCCAAAGCUCUAGACCUACUUUCCAAACUGAGCAUUCUGUGUGUUUGUAGCCAGUUGUGUCCUGCUCUGUAUUCUUCAAGAUUAAGAAUUUCAUCUCUUGAUAUACAGAACAAGCAGUUAAAAAUCUUAACUUUUCAUCGGUCUUCAGUGUUUUUAAUCGACAGAUGAACCAUCUUCCUGUAUUUUGUUUGUUUAAUAGCUCAGCACUACUUUUUUUUUUUAAAUGUCAUCCUCAUCAAUUUGCCCAUUGGAUUUAUGUUUAAACGGUGUACAAUUAUGUAUAUUCUAACAUUCCUGCUAGCAGCAGGAAGUGAGCUUGUAUGCAUGACAACAUGUCUGUAGGUGCAUGUGUUGAAAUAGGAAGUAUCCUGGUAUGUACUUAGGUGAGUCAAAUUUAUGUGCUAGUGUUGACCUUACAAUUAUAACCUGUAUACCUAGAUAUCAUUUGUGUUUAUUUUAAAAGUUUGAAAAUAUACAGCACUGAUAUUUAUAUUUUGUUUAUCUCUUACUUAGGUAAGAAUACUUAGAUAUUCAGCUAUGGUAUUUGGGGUACAGAGAAAAAGCCAUUCUAACACCCCACCUGCAGCAACAUGCAUUGCAAAAUAUGUAUCAUAUACAGACUUGAGCUUAGUGGAGUACCUUUGAUAGUAUUCUUAUAGCACUUCUUAACCUUUAUAAUGAGAAAACACCAUAGUUGGGCUGAUUUUUUCCCCCUUUUGUAAUGAAAAGUUGUAUUAUUUGUACCAGAGCAGCCUCCUUUGGCAGACAGUCCUGCCUAAAAUACCCACAGAUACUUUUCUGCAUUGCCCAGUACAGGAGGUAGUUUUUUUCUUGAUGCUUUGCCUCACUGUAAUUUGGGCAACCCAAUUCAUGGGAAACUAGAUCUUAAGGAGCUUCUUUUGGUAUUUUAGUAACAAACCCCCCUGAAAGGGGGCAUAAAAUAGAUUUUCUUUGUACUGAAUUCUUCUCUCUAAUGAAUAGUACUCAAUUUAAUUCACCAAAACUUUAUUAAGCCUCUAUUAUGUGCCAGGCACUGGGGAUUCAAAGCAAAAUAGUACCUUCCCUCAAAGAGCUUACAUUUUAUUGGUGGGAAAGAACAUAUGUUUAAGCAAAGUUUUUGUGUAGUUAUGCUAUCUAGACUAAUGAACAUUUUAGGGCAGUAGAAAAAGGUAUACAUACCCCUUCAGUUUUUACAUUUUCCCACCUCUUUCCUUAAAAUUGUUGGGAUGAAAGAAUAAUUCACUUUAUGUUGUCAAACAGGAAUCAUAUUUUGAUUCUCACCUAAAUCAUGAGUUUUCUCUUUUUCUGUAGCAAACAAGUUACUGAGUAUCUAUGUUCCUUUGUCACAGUUUUAUAGUUGUAAACUCUGGCAACCACCUGGAUUCAGAGACCAUGAAAAUUUCAAUUAUAGAACUGAAGGAAAUCAAAGUGCUUGGGUGCCUGAAAUAUUAGGAAGGAAGGUCUUAGAAGUAACCAUGACCUUUUACUUGUCUCUCUGACAAGUUUUAUACCAUGCUUCUUUCUUUUUCUUUUUUUUUUUUUGGUGAGGCAAUUGGGGUUAAGUGACUUGCCCAGGGUCACACAGCUAGUAAGUGUUAAGUGUCUGAGGCCGGAUUUGAACUCAGGUCCUCCUGAAUCCAGGGCCAGUGCUCUAUCCACUGUGCCACCUAGCUGCCCCUUAUUUCUUAAAUAUUAAUUUCUAUCAAGGGCUUCCUCUGCCACUAAGAAGUAACUUGGUUCACGUGAUUGGAGUCCCACAGGGAUUCAAAGAGCCAUUUUUUAUUGGCAACCAGAUUAGAGAAAUGUACAUUAGCCUAGACCAGGCCUUAAGGUAGACUAUUUAGAUCUUAAAUCCCAGCUUGCCUUAAAAAGCUCAGGGCUGUUGCAUUGUGAUGGAAUGAGGUCUAAUUUUUAACUGUAAAACAGAUGGAGUUUAAUAGGAGUUAAACUGCCUGCUAGAUCUCGAUGGGUUUAAAUUGGACCAUUCAGUUUUCAGACCAUCUUCCUCCAUCUUUUUGAGUACAUUGCAAGCCUUCAUCAUAACACAGUGCUGCCACCCUCAGAGAAAAUUUACAUAAAUUCCAAAUUAUGUGACUCUAAAACCAUGUAUUUUUUUUCCCAUUUGGAGCCAGGGGAGAGUGGGGAAGGAGAGGAGAGAGAACAGCUCUGAGAAGUGUGGUCUAUGAUAUAAAAUUCUGCAUUUGUUUGGAAACCAAUACUGUAUGGCAUGGUAAGAGGGACCUAAUAAUUAAUGUGCAAAUGCCCAACUAGUUUGUUGUUCUUGCUUGUAUUCUACCCAAGAGGAUCUAAUGUACAUGCCACCUCUUGAUAAGGUAGACGUUAACCUUUGUAUUCAGGCCAUUUUCAUUUUUACUGCAUUUUAAAUGAAUUGGUGACAUGCUUAACAAAAACACUUUUCAUUUUUAUCUGUGUGAUUUCUUUCUAAAUAUGCUAUACCUUUCUCAGGAAAAAAAAAACCUACCAGGUGUGUAGAAAAUUAUUCUUUAGUAGUAUUUGUGUUGGUCUUGGGGUUUAGUGGACGAUUUUCAAAAUUGAAUGAUAGAAUAUUUAUACACUCUUGGAACUUAAAAAACAUGUAAUGGAUAGAGUAAUGAACUCCAUACAGUCAACUCUAAAAGGUGCAAAGAAGUUACUGAUCUGCAGUGGUCAAGGGAGCUCCCUACACUGGUAAGAUCACAGGUAUAGAUCAAAAACAUAAUGCCCAUACUGCAAGAUGAAUGACUUCUGGGAUAUAUGAACGUUUCCAGAAAAAUUACUUGUUAGAAACACUUUCGUGACUACUGGUUUCUCCUAACUAAACAUUUUGUAAAAGACUUUUAGUAAUCCAAACUCAUAUGAUCAGUUUUCACUAUCCUUUUUUUUUUUUUUUUUGGUGAGGCAAUUGGGGUUAAGUGACUUGCCCAGGGUCACACAGGUAGUAAGUAUUAAGUGUCUGAGGCCGGAUUUGAACUCAGGUACUCCUGACUCCGGAGCCGGUGCUCUAUCCACUGCGCCACCUAGCUGCCCCUUCACUAUCCUUAAUAAGACUAUCAGCAUAGACUAAAUAUAGUGACUGGCACUUCUUAUCUCUUGCCAUCCAAAUUUUGGAGAACCAGCAGUUGAACCCAGGGAAUGGAAUGGGAACGGUACUAAACACAGAGGGGAGUAUGUGAAUUUCUAGUAUGUGUGCUUUUGUGUUUGUUUGAGUUUAUGUCUGAGUGUUCUAUGUUUCUCUUUGUGUUCCAAGGCCAAAUAUAAAUGAUUAUUUGGAUUAUCAACUGUUUUUAUUAUCCAUAAAUCUUCUCCUCUCAUUUAGCCCAGGUAGUUAUGUUGGUUGUAUUUUA